GAAACAGGGAAAGAGAAGUGAUGGGAACAUACCGAUGACGCGUAUUCACCUGAAGGAUGAGGAUGAAACAGGAGCCAGGAUGAGUUUCAAAGGAAGUAGUGAUUAUAGUUGUGCUUCUUCGGUUACGGAUGAUGAUAUGUAUGGAGCGAAGGCCCCGAACGUAGUGGCUCGACUUAUGGGAUUAGAUUCGUUACCUACAUCUUCGGAGCCGUACUCCACCCCGUUUUUCGAAACUCAAUCUCUUCGAGAUGCUCAUUUCCAUAACAGAAACCUUAAUUAUCAUCAUGAUGAGCAAAUGGUUUAUCCAGAUGAUCCAUUCAACAAGAUCAAGGGUGGCCCUGUGAGAAACUUUGCAGAUUCGAAGCCUCGGAAAAUGGUCAGCAAUCCUAUAGAGAAAUUCCGAACCGAAAGUUUGCCUCCAAAGGCAGUUAAAACAAUUCCAAUUACACAUCAUAAACUUUUGUCCCCGAUAAAGAGCCCGGGUUUUUUUCCUACAAAGGAUGCUGCUCAUAUAAUGGAAGCAGCUGCUAGAAUUCUCGAGCCUGGUCCUCAAGUCAUUGCAAGAGCCAAAAUGCCACUGGUUGGAUCGUCCUCAGUCCCUGUGAAAGUUCGUGAUUUCAAAGAAAAACUGGAGGCUGCGCAAAGAAAGCCUCUGGUUCAAUCUUCUUCUUCUGUGCCCUUGAGAGUUAGAGACUUAAAAGAGAAAUCUGAAGCUGCACAUAAAACAUCUCGGCUCACUGGAAUGACUCAGAAACCGGUUGAAUCGAAUGCUGUCAAGUAUCUUAAGGGACAACCGUUGAACAAGAGCUGGAACGGAUUAACAGAUGCAUCAUCAUUUCGUACUUCCAAUAUGGAAGAAAAUUCUCCGGUUCUAAUGAGUGAGGGGAAAUCUAUUUCACUUGCAAUGCAAGCAAAAUUCAAUGUCCAGAAAAGGGAAGGAUUGAUUUCAAGAAGCCGCCGAAGUAUGUUAGGAUCAAACGACGAGAGUGAGGUUAAGUCGAAUGAAUCCUUAAAGAGCCAACCGAGUUCUCGAAAGAGCCUGCAUAAGAAAUCCUUGAUGCGCAAUGCUUCCGGUGCACUCAAGCUGAACAACCAGAAGCAAAAUUGUAUAAUUGAUAAAGAAAAAUUACCUUCAAAGCCUAUAGGUUCCAACUUGCAUGGUAGAAGAGUGCUCCCUGCGGAUUCUGCUUCGGGGCGACACAAGAUAUCGGCUAAAACCGUUGGAAAUUCCAAAACCAGGCCAAGGAAGUUCGGUGUAGGUGCAAUGGAUAGUGAACGAAGUCCAUAUUCUAGUUCAAAUAACCCAAGGAAGAAAAGAUCCAUUGAUAGAGAUUUCAAGUUUGGAAAAAAUCAGGGUGUCGAUAGCAUGUUGAUAGAAGAAAAUCGGAAGGAAGACCAUGCUGUUACCGAAAGAAGCGUAAGCUGGGUUGAAGAUAGCAAGAAAGGCAUGGAUGUCGUUUCCUUCACAUUCACUGCGCCACUUACUCUAUCAUCCGAAACAUCUACACAGAUUGCAGAGAAAAACAAUGGGAUCGGCAUGGAUAACCGGGGUAAGCGAUUGUUACCCGAAGCCGAGAGCAUGAACUUUUCUUCAUUGGGAUAUAAUAUGAUAGGAGGAGAUGCUUUAAGUAUUCUUUUGGAACGAAAGCUUCUGGAAUUAAACAAUGCAAUUGAAUCUUCCUCCAAGAAAUCUCUCAGAUCUGGAUCAGAUUCAACUUCUAUAACAUUUUCGCAAGAUCCGAACCUUUCCUCCUGCGAGCUUCAACCGCUGAGAUCGAAGCACAAGUUUCAGGGAGUUGAUGAGAUGGAUGAAUGCAGUAGUAGCCCUCUCGAUGCACGGCAGCCUAGUCCGGUUUCUAUCCUUGAACCUUCAUUUUCAACUGAAAGCUGCAACUCUUUGGAUAGCACGGAUAGUUUCAGUAUAGACGGAAGCAAGCGAUGUUCAACAGUUCAAACGGCGGAAGUUCUUCGAUUGAGUCCUUUAAAGAAGUUACGCACACUCGAAGCUGAUACAGAGUUAUCGGACUCGGCUUCUUCGAUAUCAUCCGGAGCAGUGGCCAAAAGUAAUCAUAAUAUUGUUGCUAUGUCAGAUCCUAUGGUACAAGUCAACUGGGAACUAGAAUAUGUGAAGUUGAUAGUAUGUAAUGUAGAAUUGAUGUUCAAGGACUUUGCCAUAGGCCGAGCUCAUCAAAUUAUAGGCCCUUGUCUUUUCGAUCAGUUGGAAAGACGAAGAAGUGACGCCGAGGAGGGUAAGCUAGAACGUAAGGUGCUAUUCGAUUCGGUCAGUGAAUGUCUCAACUCGAAAUGCAGGCAGUACGCGAGUGGGGGACACCAAACAUGGGCCAAAGGGAUGGCGAUUAUGAGAAGAAACAAGCGGUUAGCAGAAGAAGUACACAAGGAGAUCUCAAGAUGGAGAGCCAUGGGAGAUUGUAUGGUUGAUGAGCUCGUCGAUGACGACAUGAGCAGUGGAUACGGAAAAUGGCUGGACUUCGAAGUCGAUGCCUUUGACCUUGAAGUAGACAUUGAAGAACAAAUCAUGAAUGAUUUGGUUGGUGAAAUCCUUCCAUUUUAAUUGCCCCUUCACAGCUGUCAUUUGAGAUGUCACUA
Hibiscus syriacus is the source of this 2607-nucleotide messenger RNA. RefSeq lists its product as uncharacterized. NCBI's taxonomy places the organism in Eukaryota, Viridiplantae, Streptophyta, Magnoliopsida, Malvales, Malvaceae. The record is from RefSeq and is a predicted model, not a curated record. Bases 35 to 2572 code for a protein of 845 amino acids. The transcript is spliced from 4 exons.